UUACGAAAUGGACAAUCAAAAGAAAAAACGAGUGAAGUACGCUCAAGAUUACACGCUCCUGACGGAUGCAAUUUCUAUAAAAGGGAACGAUACAAUGCUAACUGAAGGGGUAUCGCAUAACUCCGAGCCAGAUAUUGUCGGCCAAGACGUGCCGGCCUGCCGGCGUAUGUUUAGAGCAUUUUUCACAGCGGAACACGAAUUAUGCGUGUCCUCGCCGCUGUCGGUGGUGGAGUCGGACGCUGCGAGCACAGUGUCCGACGACUUGUCUACGGGCAGUUCGGAGGAGUUCCAGCCAACCGCUGCUACCAAGAAGCGGCGACUGGAAGUCGCGGACCGUCAGCCGGGGCUUGUCAGCAACGCCAACUCCAGCGACCGGCUGGUCGUGAGCACAGCCGCUGACAAGAAGGGGAACGCCACCUUGCUGCCGGCCGUCGAUGACUUCUCUCGGGAAGACGGAGCCGAACCAACAGCCGAACCGGAGGAACAGCAGCAGGACCUACCGGACGGACCGGCGAGCCGAUUCCGCAGGUCCGGAGGUUCGCAGAAGCCCCGCGUAAAACACCGUCACGUGAACCAGCUGGUAUCAAGCAAGCGUCAGGAGCCCAAGCAAAACGAAAACCAAAUCCUCUGGCCGUCCAAGCUUCCAUUCUCCUUCCCGUUAAAGACGGUUGUCGAUCUGGCGGCAUUCGGCCGAGCGGCAGUGGCGGACAAAGCAAGACUGGCGGAUUUCGUGGCGGGGUUUUUAUUGGCAAACGGGGAACAAAACCACCCGAUCGUGCGGAUGAUUAAAAAAAAUAAAGAAAAAACUAAACUGAUCCGCACAGUCAUGAGGGCACUGUUGGACGAUGAUCUCGUGUCGAAGUGUGUGUGGGACACGCCAACCGGUGGGAAGGUAGUGCGUUGGAAAAUAUACGAGGACGGAUGGUGGGCCAUCUGGUGCGCCAUCAAAGUUUCGUUUAACUACACGGACGAUUUUGAAGUCUUCAAGGAAGAAUGGCGAAUAAUAUCCCAAAGUUGGCACUACUGCAAGGUCAACUCCAGCAACGAUUGAGAAUAAAAUCUUUAU
Anopheles cruzii is the source of this 1066-nucleotide messenger RNA. RefSeq lists its product as uncharacterized. The transcript has 4 exons. Bases 8 to 1051 code for a protein of 347 amino acids. Lineage: Eukaryota; Metazoa; Arthropoda; Insecta; Diptera; Culicidae. The record is from RefSeq and is a predicted model, not a curated record.